AUGAUUGUUUCAGAUCUGGUGCUUACACAUUAUGAUCCUAACCUUCCCUUACAACUGGCUUGUGAUGCUUCGCCUGUAGGAAUUGGAGCGGUACUGUCUCAUGUCAUGGCAGACGGCACAGAGCGACCGAUAGCGUUUGCAUCGAGAUCCCUGUCGAAGGCGGAGCGCAACUACGCACAGAUAGAUAAAGAAGCGCUGGAUGCAGUGUGGGGAGUCAAGAAAUUCCACAAUUACCUUUUCGGUAGGAACUUUACCUUACUGACUGAUCAUGAGCCUCUCACUUCAAUCUUUCAUCCCAGCAAAAUUAAGCCUUCCUGCUGUCACUGCUGCUAGAUUACAACGCUACGCUUUGUUCUUGGCGGGUUUUGACUAUACAAUCAGAUACAAGAACACUAAGUUACACGGAAAUUCGGAUGGUUUGCCUCGAUUACCAUUGCAUAGUGAGACAACAGAAGAAGAGCCAGAUCCAGUGGGCCACUUCUAUGCCACGCAGUUUGAGCCCUUGCCAGUCACAGCAGAACAGGUCAAGCGAGAAACACAGAGAGAUCCUCUAUUGGUGAAGGUCCAUGAGUUGGUUAUGAAAGGAUGGUCCACUCCACAAGAUGAAGCGAUUAAACCGUUUUACCAGCGGAAAGACUAA
This is a messenger RNA of Paramuricea clavata, 640 nucleotides long. Lineage: Eukaryota; Metazoa; Cnidaria; Anthozoa; Malacalcyonacea; Plexauridae. The record is from the annotation of a GenBank genome assembly.